AUGCCUAACACCACCAUUACCGUCAUCAUGGGUGUUGGUCAACAACGCCGCGCUAACCAGGGGCCACCUUCAUCGGCUGGUAACUCUGGUCAACAGCAGCAGCAUCCUUCGGCGCCGCCAUCAGUUGCCGGUGGACCACCAGAAUCAUCAUCAGGUCGCCCAGUUUCUGCCAACAUGGACGGACCAGGUGAAACACGCAAAAACCCUUUUGGUCCAGGCCUUGGUUUUGAUCCCGCCAGAGAUCAGAAGGAGGAGCCCAGAAAGUUUAAUACCCGUGUUGAGCUUCCAGUUUAUCGUGAUAGUGUGAGUAAUACUCUUAUUUGUUGA
Molecule: messenger RNA, 327 nt
Organism: Sclerotinia sclerotiorum 1980 UF-70
Lineage: Eukaryota; Fungi; Ascomycota; Leotiomycetes; Helotiales; Sclerotiniaceae
Exons: 2
Coding region: 1-327 (108 amino acids)
Source: RefSeq, a predicted model, not a curated record